Messenger RNA from Tetrapisispora phaffii CBS 4417, 576 nucleotides. RefSeq names its product 60S ribosomal protein uL6 (gene RPL9B). NCBI's taxonomy places the organism in Eukaryota, Fungi, Ascomycota, Saccharomycetes, Saccharomycetales, Saccharomycetaceae. Gene Ontology annotation, cellular component: ribosome; cytosolic large ribosomal subunit. The coding region runs from base 1 to 576 and encodes 191 amino acids. The record is from RefSeq and is a predicted model, not a curated record. Gene Ontology annotation, molecular function: rRNA binding; structural constituent of ribosome. Gene Ontology annotation, biological process: cytoplasmic translation. The transcript has a single exon.
AUGAAAUACAUUCAAACUGAACAAUCCAUUAAUAUUCCAGCUGGUGUUAACGUUAGUAUCAAAGCUAGAGUUGUCAAGGUUACUGGUCCAAGAGGUACCUUAGUCAAGAACUUAAAGCACAUUGAUGUUACUUUCAAAAAGAUUGACAACACCUUGAUCAAGGUUACUGUUCACGAUGGUGAAAGGAAGCAUGUUGCUGCAUUAAGAACAGUUAAGUCUUUGAUUGACAAUUUAAUUACUGGUGUCACCAGAGGUUACAAGUACAAGAUGAGAUAUGUUUAUGCGCAUUUCCCAAUCAACGUCAACGUUAUUGAAAACGAAGGUAAGAAAUUCAUUGAAAUUAGAAAUUUCUUAGGUGACAAGAAGGUCAGACAAGUCCCAGUCAGAGAAGGUGUUGCUGUCGAAUUCUCUGCCAACCAAAAGGAUGAAAUUGUUUUAUCUGGUAACUCUGUUGAAGAUGUCUCUCAAAAUGCUGCUGAUAUUCAACAAAUAUGUCGUGUCAGAAACAAGGAUAUCCGUAAGUUCUUAGAUGGUAUCUACGUUUCUCAAAAGGGCCACAUCGUUGAAGAAAUUUAA